Messenger RNA from Zonotrichia leucophrys gambelii, 1959 nucleotides. RefSeq names its product DNA polymerase epsilon 3, accessory subunit (gene POLE3). Gene Ontology annotation, biological process: heterochromatin formation; leading strand elongation; DNA damage response. The record is from RefSeq and is a predicted model, not a curated record. The transcript is spliced from 5 exons. Gene Ontology annotation, cellular component: CHRAC; epsilon DNA polymerase complex. Gene Ontology annotation, molecular function: protein heterodimerization activity; chromatin DNA binding. The coding region runs from base 116 to 547 and encodes 143 amino acids. Lineage: Eukaryota; Metazoa; Chordata; Aves; Passeriformes; Passerellidae.
UCCCGCUGCCCGUCCCUCAGGCGCCGCCGCCGCCAUUUCCCGCCGUGUGGGCAGGGCCGUGGUGCGCGCCGGGAGCGGGCGGGGCGGCGGCGGAGCGCGGGCUGGGAGGCCCAGGAUGGCGGAGAGACCGGAGGACCUGAACCUGCCCAACGCCGUCAUCACCCGCAUCAUCAAGGAGGCGCUUCCUGAUGGAGUCAAUAUUUCCAAAGAAGCCCGGAGCGCGAUCUCCCGAGCAGCGAGUGUGUUUGUGCUGUAUGCAACAUCAUGUGCAAAUAACUUUGCCAUGAAGGGGAAGAGGAAAACCCUGAAUGCUGGGGACGUGCUCUCUGCCAUGGAGGAGAUGGAGUUCCAGAGAUUCGUGGCCCCUCUGAAGGAAUCCCUGGAAGUUUACAGGCGGGAGCAGAAAGGAAAGAAAGAGGCCAGGAAAGAUAAAGACAAGAAGGCAGACUCGGAGGAGCAAGAUAAGAGCCGAGAGGAGGACAAUGAUGACGAUGAUGAAAGGAUGGAGGAGGAAGAACCAAACGAUGAGGAAGAGGUGGACAACUGAGCUGGCUCGUGGGCAGGGGCUGGGGUGUGCUCAGAGGGAUGUAAAGGCUGUAAACCGACCUUGCUGCAUCCCCUGGAGUGUCCUUUAGAGCUUUGUGCUGCCCCUCUGUGGCCUGUCCCUUUUGGCUGGAAUUUGUACAUAAAGGACUGUGCUGAAGCUUUCCCAUGGCAGGGGGGCUCCUCCCUGUGCCUGGGGGGCUUUGGCCCUCCCCAGGCUCUGGGCAGGCACUUCCUGGGCUUUUGAUGCUGGGCUGGCUCUGAAAGAGAGGAAAAAAGCACUGGUGGGUGCUCAGUGCAGAAACUGGCCAGGAGAACAUGAGAGUCUUGAAGAUGAGGGGCUGAAUCCAUUCACAGAUCACUUCUGGGGUGUAGAAUGUAGGUGAUGAUGUCCAGAGGCUUGGGAGCUGCACAUUGAAGCUUUUGAUCCAGUUGAGUUGUUUUUUCCCCUUUGUUUCCUUGCAUCCUGGCUGUGCCUUCUCUGCCUGCUGUGCUGUGACAGUGACACUGUGUCCUCCAGCCUCAGCAGCAGCACAGGGACCACGAGUUCACUCACUGACUCACCCAAACUAACCCAAAUCUGAAAAACACGGGGUAAACUGUACACUGACAGUGCAUUGAGAGACAAAGAGGAGAUGAUUCAAAAUCUGGAGCACAAGGAGGGCUAAAAUGAGGAGCAGGGCUGAAAACAGGUGGCUUUGUGCCAUGCUGGGGGUGUGGCAGCUCAGUGUCACACUGAGGUCUGGUGGUCUCACCUGCAGCCAGCUGAGAUGUGCUAGAGCAGAGUGGGGAAUUGUGGUUGUCUUUUCCCCUUUUCCCAGUUGGGAUGGGCCAAUUCCAUCCCAGGGGUGCCUCAGGGAGGGCAGCAGGGCAGGGUGUGCCCACCCAGGGGCCCUUGUGGUUUCACAAAAGGCCCCUGCAGGAAGGAAGGGUUGAGAGAAGCUCUUGGUAUCCCUUGUGCUGCUGUAGGUUUGUGCUUUUCCAUUUCCACUCUUAGUUCUGAUGCCUUUCUCCCUCAGGAAGUUUUAGAUACAUUUAAAACCCCCAGGUUUUGAUGAUGUGCAGUUUUAAAAUAGCACUUGUGAGGAAUCCUGGAUCCUUUCCACCAAAAAAUGGUGGCAGCUGCCCACAAGAACCACCCUGCCCUCCUGCUCUUCUGGCUCGCUGGAUUUUCACACGCACACAAGCCCAGCUUCUGAAAAGAACUGAACCAACACAGAUUUUCUGCUGUCUAGUUUCUGCUGGCAUUCAGUCAGGCUGUGCAAAGCCUGAGCUGAUGAUGUGUUCCCACAUUUCUGAUAAACACCCACCUUCCAGCUCUUUUCCUCUCUUUUUUUUUUCUCUUCAGCACAUAUCUGGGGUGCAUAUUCUGGAAGGGAAUGAGAUCUAAAUAAAACCAGCUUUUUUUUACAGAAA